Myzus persicae (green peach aphid) is the source of this 2421-nucleotide messenger RNA. RefSeq names its product sialic acid synthase (gene NANS). NCBI's taxonomy places the organism in Eukaryota, Metazoa, Arthropoda, Insecta, Hemiptera, Aphididae. Gene Ontology annotation, molecular function: N-acylneuraminate-9-phosphate synthase activity. The coding region runs from base 1 to 1731 and encodes 576 amino acids. Gene Ontology annotation, biological process: carbohydrate biosynthetic process. The transcript is spliced from 8 exons. The record is from RefSeq and is a predicted model, not a curated record.
AUGAAGAACAUUGCCAAAAACAGUCGGGUGUACGUCAUCGCAAAUCUGUCGACGAAUCACGAAGGAAACUCGAAGCUGGCCUGCGAACUGAUCGAAACUGCAUGCAAAUGUGGCGCGGAUUAUGUAUUAAUGGAACUUGACGAAAAUUCCAAUCCAUUUACUAGUGAAGAUAUCACAAACUUUCAUAAGUUGGCUCAAGAUAAUGGGGCUGUUUUCACGACCAAAUCGUUAGUGAAUUCAAUUCGUCAAAUUUCUCCAAUCCAGCAAUUUAAGGAUAUAAAUAAUGACGAGGAUGAAAUAAGUAGUGACUUGCAACUAGCGUUUCCUUCGAUUCCAGAAAAGGAUUUUUCCGAAGAUCGUAAAUCAUAUGAAACCGUCGAUCUAGUGGAAAAAAUACAACAAAAAUUUCCCAAACACGAACUUCAGUUUUGGGAAUUUCAAGAAAUGAGCACCUGUCUUCCAGAAGUGGUUAUUGCUAUCGGAAUAAAAGCGAUAUCUUGCAAGUUUACGUUGGACGAUAAAUCUAUCGGAUACGAUCACGCGAUGUCUAUCUCUACUCGAGACUUCCGUACCAUGGUGACUAAUAUUAGGACAGUUGAAGUUGCGUUAGGAACAGGGAAAAAAGACAAACUCUCCCCAUCUGAACUGCCAUGUUUCAAAAAGUUAUUCAAAAGUGUUGUAGCUGCAAAAAAUUUAGAACGUGGAUCCAUAUUAAAAGCGGAAGAUAUGAAAAUCAAAGUUAGUGACACACAGAGCAUGUGUGGAUUUUACUUCCCAGUAGUAAUCGGUCGACAGCUAUUAUCUGAAGUUGAUGAAGACGAUCCAAUUUUUGUUUCUGAUUUUGAUGGACUGCAACAUUAUACUCAUUAUAUGCCGUACGAUGAUCCAGUACCAGAGUAUACCGACUAUAUAACUGAAAUCAAUCUGGGCCGAUCCAUACAUUUUAAAAGCCCAUGUUAUAUUAUCGCUGAAAUAGGACAAAAUCAUCAAGGUGAUAUAAUGAUGGCUAAAAAAUUGAUCAAAUUGGCCAAAAAAUGUGGCGCGGACUGUGUAAAAUUUCAAAAAAGUUGUAUAGAUGAAAAAUUCACGUUGUUGGCCAGAAAUAGACUGUACAACAGUAAAAAUUCUUUCGGUACGACUUACGGAGAACACAAACACUUUCUAGAGUUCACUGAAGAUCAAUAUAAGGAACUGAGGAGAUAUGCUGUAAAAAAAGUCGGAAUUCAUUUCACUGCAUCAGCAAUGGACCCGGUUUCAUUCGAUUUCAUCGUUAGCCUCAAAGUGCCGUUUGUGAAAAUCGGUUCGGGCGAAUCAGGCAAUGUAAUGUUAUUGGAAAAGGCGGCCAAAGCUUACGUUCCGUUGGUCAUAUCUACCGGCAUGCAGACGCUCGCCGACAUACGGAUCACUUACGAGACAGUCAGCCGGUACCAUAAUUAUUUCGCGUUGUUACACUGCGUGUCCGCGUACCCGACGCCACCGGAUGAGGCAAAUCUGAACAUGAUUAAGACGCUCCGCAAGACUUUUCCAAACACGAUCAUUGGUUAUUCCGGCCACGAAGUGGGCUCUUCUCUGACAGCUGCGUCAGUAGCACUCGGUGCAAAAAUUAUUGAAAGACAUAUCACACUAGACAGAAAUAUGAAGGGAUCGGAUCAUAUUUGUUCAUUAGACCCUUCACAAUUCAGCAAACUUGUUAGAGACAUUCGUUACAUCGAAAGAAAUUUAGCUAUUUAAUAAUUAUAUGCAUAUCUGUAUCACCUCAAAGUGUUCAUUUACAAUUUUCAUUGGUGCCUAAAUAUGGUAUUUUAAUUUAAUUGUUUAAAAAAAAAUAAGUCAAGGUAUAUAUAAAUGCUGGCAGGUAUUAUGUAGGAAAAUAAUAGAAAAAUUCAUUUUUAAACAACAUACUAUGUAAUAAUAUAAAAGUAGGUAUACUCUAAUUAUUCUUCAAUUAUUCUUCAGCCAUUCAUACACAAUAGCUUAACAGGUAUUUCUAUGCAUAAAAUAACAAACUAAUAAUUUUACUGAAAAAUACAACUUUAAGACUCAUAUGGUCUCCAAACUCACAUAACGCUCAAGCACUCACAAAGUUUCCUGCAAAUCAGAUCACAUCAAUAUGGUAGCUAAAGAAGAACAUUCCAAUCUCCUUACCAUAUGUACUUAACAUUGUACCUAUACUAUAUUCGACUUAUUUAGAUAUUUAAAUAUUUUACAUCAUCACAUCAUUACAUUUCGUUUACUUUAAAUUAUUUUAAAAUUUUUGAAUAGAAAUUGUUGUAAGUAAAAAAACGUAUCAUUACUAGCUGACUUUUAUCUGCCAUUUAUGUAUCUUAUAUUGUAUAGUAGUAUGUAUUAACACGUGUGCUCUUUGUAAAUUUCUAAUAUAAUUUUUACAUGUUUAGAUAUAGCUUAUGAUUUUUAUAAUGA